Linum trigynum is the source of this 1269-nucleotide messenger RNA. NCBI's taxonomy places the organism in Eukaryota, Viridiplantae, Streptophyta, Magnoliopsida, Malpighiales, Linaceae. The record is from the annotation of a GenBank genome assembly.
UGCCCAAAUCGUCCACACAGAGAGAGUUAGCAGGAAAGAAAUCUCCGAUUCGAUCUACAUCUCCGUCGAGUUCAGUUCAAAUCCCGUUCGAGAAAACAAAGAAAAAUGGUUGCGAAUCAGCCGGAGAAGGAGCACCCGAUGCCGGCCUUUGGUUUGGCUGCCAGAGACCCAUCUGGAGUCCUCUCCCCCUUCAACUUCUCCAGAAGGGCGACAGGGGAGAAAGAUGUCAAGUUUAAGGUAAUGUACUGCGGGAUUUGCCAUUCGGAUCUUCACAUGAUCAAGAACGAGUGGGGCACCAGCACAUAUCCUCUUGUCCCUGGGCACGAGAUCGUGGGAGAAGUGACGGAGGUGGGGAGGCAAGUGGAGAAAUUCAAGGUCGGAGACAGAGUAGGCGUCGGGUGCAUGGUCGGAUCAUGCCGCUCCUGCGACAAUUGCUCCAACGGAGUGGAGAAUUACUGCCCCAAAAUGAUCCUAACCUACGCCGGGACCUACCACGACGGGACAAUCACCUACGGCGGCUACUCCGACGUCAUGGUCUGCGACGAGCACUUCGUGGUCCGAGUCCCCGACGCCCUGCCCCUCGACGCCGCCGCGCCUCUGCUCUGCGCCGGGAUCACGCUGUACAGCCCGUUGAGGUACUACGGGCUCGACAAGCCCGGGAUCCACGUCGGCGUCGUCGGGCUCGGCGGGCUGGGCCACGUCGGGGUCAAGUUCGCCAAAGCUAUGGGCGCCAAGGUCACCGUCAUCAGUACCUCCCCUGCCAAGAAGCAGGAGGCCAUUGAGCGACACGGUGCGGACUCGUUCCUGGUCAGCCGCGACCAGGAACAAAUGCAGGCUGCAAUGGGGACGUUGGAUGGGAUAAUCGACACGGUUUCAGCGGUACACCCAAUAAUGCCAUUGAUUGGGCUGUUGAAGACGCACGGGAAGUUGGUGCUGGUCGGUGCGCCGGAGAAGCCGCUUGAGUUGCCGGUUUUCCCUCUGCUGAUGGGAAGGAAGAUAGUUGGGGGGAGCUGCAUUGGGGGAAUGAAGGAGACGCAAGAGAUGCUCGAUUUCGCGGCGAAGCACAACAUCACGGCGGAUAUCGAGGUUAUAUCGGCCGAUUAUGUGAACACGGCGAUGCAGCGCCUUGAGAAGGGUGAUGUUAAGUACCGAUUUGUGAUCGAUGUGGCCAACACUCUGCAGCAAGCUUAAGUUUUUGUGUGUGUAAAACAAUAGGCAGAGUGUUCAAUGGGGAUUUUGUUGAGUUAUUAGUAAACGACUAGCGUAGGC